Molecule: messenger RNA, 1047 nt
Organism: Mytilus trossulus (common blue mussel)
Lineage: Eukaryota; Metazoa; Mollusca; Bivalvia; Mytilida; Mytilidae
Exons: 1
Coding region: 1-1047 (348 amino acids)
Source: RefSeq, a predicted model, not a curated record
AUGGUUUCGUCGAGAAUCAAGUCUAUUCGAGCUGGAAAUAGAGCCGCUGUCACGAAAUUCUUCAAGAAACUAGAUGAGCUGAACACAGAUUCGGAGAUGGAUAUAGCCAUUGCAGGUCCAAUUAUUGACGCUAUAGUGAAAAAACAAAGUGUUAUUCUUAAACUGGAUGAACAGAUUUUGGAAAAUACAUCGGAUGAAGAUAUAGAAGUUGAAAUCCUAGAUGCAGAUGAGUAUAAUUUAGAUCUUGAAACAAAUUUACGCCGUUAUAAGAAAUUAGCACAAACAGUUACACGUACAUGUACAGAAUUAUCUCAUGAAAGCAUCCCAAACACACGCCCCGUCAUGAACAUGCAUGAAGUCAAUUCCGAGACCCGUCCUGUAAUGAACACAGAAUUCUUCCCAAGAUAUUCAUCGCAAACUUCUAAUAGUUCACUGUCUAGUCAAAAUCACCGCUUGCCGAAGCUAACCCUACCUACUUUUUCUGGGGAUAUCCUAGAGUGGCAAUACUUUUGGGAAUCGUUUGAAAACACAAUUCACAGCAAUCAUACACUCACUGAUGUCCAGAAAUUCACGUACCUACAGUCACUUCUUGAUGCAGACGCUAUGAAUGUCAUAAAUGGUUUAAACUUGUCCAGCGCAAACUAUCACAAAGCCGUUGAGUUAUUAGUAAAUCGCUUUGGGAAAACACACAAAAUUGUGAACGCUUAUAUGAAAGCUCUUUUAGAUUUGCCAGCACCCUCAUACACAUUAGAAAGUAUUCGUAAUUUUUCGAACAAGUCAGAGGUUUACAUCCGAGGAUUAGAAUCUUUAGGACAAUGCCAAGAUACAUAUGGUUCCCUGUUAAUCCCAGUUAUGCUUGGUAAGCUCCCUGUUACCGUAAAAAGUAAUAUAACAAGAGAAAACGGAAACGACGACUGGACCCUUGGAAAUCUAAGAAAGGCAAUACAACGGGAAAUAUCUAUUCAAGAAGCCAGCGAUGAUGGGAUUGAAUCUUAUGAUAUACCUACCGCAAGUUUCCAUGCCGGAAUUAGUAAGAAAAAUUUGUAA